AUGAUUGAGGAAUCCUCUACAUUUUUCAAAGAAAGUCCUUCUGAAUCUUCAACAACUAUUUUAAAAUUAUAGUCCACAGGAUUAAAUCUAGAUUCUUAGCUAACAUAAAUAGAGUUGCAUGAUGAGGAUAACUUUCAGCACCUGGCUCUCAGUUAUCAAAAUAAUUAAUUGAGUUUCCAAAUGCUUUCUAUUUAUUAGCUCCAAAAUGACUCCUAAAAAUACUUACGCGCUGAACAAAUACAAUUAAGUAAAGAUGUCCAAGCAAGUUUGUCAAUGAAGCUUCAAAACGUAUAAGUAAAACAACUUAAAAUGACCAAAUAAGAAGUGAAUAAAUAUAAUUCAGAUGAUAUUUUUGAUGAGGAAUGCUAAGAACCGGAAUCUCCAAAAUUUGCUACAUCCACUCCUCAAAUUAGCUAUAAAUAAACAUAUAUUGCAGUAGUUAUGUUAGAUAUUGAGAUUAUUGUUUUAAAAUUUGAAAUUCUAACAAAAAAAGAAAAAAGUAAAUUUUACCAUUCUCUUGAGCAGAUUUGUAUAAAAAACAUACAAUUUGAAGGGCAUGUGAGUGAAUUAUUUUUAAACAAACAAAAAGAAAGCAUGGUUAUUAGAAUUAAUCACGAACAAUAGACAAAAAUUCAUCUAAUAGAUAAGUUUAUGGGUUAGCAUAUCAUAAGAGAUAUAGCUGUUUAUUAUAAUGACUUUGAUAUUGUUAUUGGAAAAAUUGGUGUCAGCUCUGAGCUUGCAGUAAUUAGAGUCAUCACAAAAAACUAAAAAGAUUUAAAAAAAUUCUUUAUAAAUACUCUGUUUGUGAGUCAGAUUGGAAUAAGUGGCAUUCAAAAUAACUAAGAAAAUAUGACAUUAAAAGUACAAACCAAUAAAAAACCCCUCACAAGCUUGUUGAAUGAAAUCAACUACACAACUUGCCAAACAUUGUUUUCCUAAACUUCAAGCUAUUUAGUUAUCUCUGAUGGGCAAAACAUCGAAGUUUAGGAUUUUAACAAUAUAUCUUAAAAAAAUGUCAUAAAAGAAUUCAUACCAAAGGCUAAUACAGGCUGCUAAUAAUAAAGCAAAGUUCAAAAAAUAAUGUAAAACCUUGAAAAAUCUACACUUUUAAUAGCUAACUCUUCUGUGAAUCAGUUUGUUUCCCUAUAUAAUUUUGAUAAUCCUAUCUCAAUAUUGGAUUAGAUUAAUUUUUCUAAUAAUGAGCAAGUUGCAAUCAAAUCUGUAAUAGUGUCAAGCGUCCCUUAUCAAGGUUUUACCCCUCAAUCUGCAAGUAAUUUGAUGGAAUCCUUUUCACAUAUUAAGGCUUCGAUAUACUCUAAUCAAAUUCUCGCUUUAGCUUUCUUAGAAGAUAACUCAAUAGUUCCUUUUACUAUUGAUAAAGAAAUCCUUGAUAUGAAAGUCCCAGAACUCAAAUUUGUCAGUAGCUAAAUUACGAAUAUGUAUAACUAUGAAGACUCAUAGCACUUUUUUAAUGACUUCGAAUCAGGAUUCUCCAAAUAAAUCAAAGCUAACUUUGAUGUCUUCAAAACACCAGAUAGAAAAGCUUCUUUCACUUUCUUAAAUUCUUCACUUGAAAAUAAUAAAUUUCACUUUUCAAGCAGCGUAUUGCCAUAAAACUCAAGCAGCUAACCUAACAACGCUAACUACAGCAGCUAAACAAAUUAAAACUUAACAUUUUAAUCUCACUAAAGAUAAGGUAAGAGCUUGAACUUUGAUCACCCAGGAACUAACAGAGAAAGAGAAAGAAGUGUUAGUCAAGAAAGUAAUUCAAGCAGAAACUUUUCAGCCUACAAGCCAUCAAUAAAUGGCUCUAAUCUAAAUAAUAAAAAGACUUUGUUUAACGAAAACAGCAAUACUCUAUUUGCGGAUGAUUGCUCUUAUCAAAUUCAAAAGGCUAAUAAAAAAGAAAAAGACAUUCAAAUUAACCCUAUUCUACAAGAUAAAAUAUCACCUACUCAACAAAAAAUAAAUGAAACAUAAAAUUCAUCUGAAAGCGAAGAAUCUGAGCUAGUUUAUUCAAGACCAAAGUCAUUCAAACUCGACACCUACGAAGGCUCUCCGCUCUUAACUAAAUAAAAAAUGUCUAAUCGCUCAGUCCCAGGAAAUUCAAAUAGAUUUAAAGAUUUCAGUAGAAUAGCUAUGAAAAAAUAAAUAAAUGCUUCUGAUAACAUUCCCUUGCCAAUCUUCAACAAAACUGAAAUAAGCUAAGAUGACAUUAUAGAACCUAAUAGCUUCUCCUAGAGAAGAAAAUAAAAUAACUUUUUUGAAUGUCAUUCUUCAACUCAUGAAGACAUUGAAAAUACAUAUAACAGCAAGCAAACCACUCAAUCAUCAAACGAAAUUUCCCUUGUAUCUUACAGAAGAAACUCAAAUUAGCAAACUUUUAACUUAAUUAACAGCUAAAAUGAAAUAAAAGAUUACGAAAAUGAAGACAUAUCUAAUAUCCAAUCUUAAGAGUUGAAUUAUAAUAAUUAGUAAGAGCAUGAACAACUUACAAUUAGUUCUAAGAAAAUUAACAUUUAAAGAGAAAACAACAUUUUUGAUAAAAACUUGAGCACUACCACUACAAUUUCCAAAAUAUCUAAGGCAAAUAACAGUAGUGAAAGUAAGAACAAGAACAACUCUUCCUCGAAAAAGAAAAACAUAACUCCUUUUUUAACAACUUCACCUUCUCCUUAAUCACCUUUAUUAGGUGGCAUAUACAAUUCUUCCUAGUUAAAGAAUCCUUCUAUCAAUUAAAAACUACCCUAUAAUAAUUUUUCAUCAUUUUCCUAUCCCAAAAAAACUCAUCCAUUCAUGAACUAAAGUAUCAAAUCUAUAGACUUCGAUGCAUAGAAUACUUAGCAGCUCUCUAAUGAAAAGCAAUAAAACGCUUUUAAAAAUCAUACACUCUAAUACGAAGGUAAAAAUAAGUCAUUUUUGGAUGAAUCUACUCUAUGUUUAUAAUAACCUAUUUUCAAUAGUAGUUAUUUCUUUAAUAACACUUAAAACAAUAACAAUAACAACAACAAUUUCAGCUUUAUAUCUAAUCCCAAAAAGAAAUUUUAACCUCUUCAAUAGCAACAAUAACAAAUGAGUUAAUAAAAUUCCUAAUAGCUCCUAGGUAAACGCAAAUCUUAGUAAUAAUUAUUAACUAGCUUUAGUGGGAAUUUAUCUUAACUAGAAACAAGAAAAAUGGUUAAAAAGCAAUAAGAUUGA
Messenger RNA from Tetrahymena thermophila SB210, 3198 nucleotides. RefSeq lists its product as hypothetical. Lineage: Eukaryota; Ciliophora; Oligohymenophorea; Hymenostomatida; Tetrahymenidae. The record is from RefSeq and is a predicted model, not a curated record. The transcript has 2 exons.